Messenger RNA from Choloepus didactylus (southern two-toed sloth), 1555 nucleotides. It is a transcript of the gene TBL2, whose product is annotated as transducin beta like 2. Gene Ontology annotation, molecular function: protein binding. The record is from RefSeq and is a predicted model, not a curated record. Bases 51 to 1391 code for a protein of 446 amino acids. Gene Ontology annotation, biological process: endoplasmic reticulum unfolded protein response. Gene Ontology annotation, cellular component: endoplasmic reticulum. NCBI's taxonomy places the organism in Eukaryota, Metazoa, Chordata, Mammalia, Pilosa, Megalonychidae. The transcript has 7 exons.
GUGCGAGUGCUCGCGUCGCCGGACGCUGAGGUGGCAGCAGCCUGGCCAAGAUGGAGCUGCUGCAGAUGCCGGAGCUGAUGGGACUGUCGCUGUUGCUGGGGCUGCUGGCCCUGGUGGCGACGGCGGCGGUAGCGCGGGGGUGGCUGCGCACGGAGGAGGAUUCGCGCGGCCGGCUCGCCGGCCAAAAAGCAAAUGGACUUCCACUUGACAAAUCCUUGGGAUCCAAGAAGCAGAAACAGAAUCAGCGGAUUCGCAAGGAGAAGCCUCAACAACACAACUUCACUCACCGCCUCCUGGCUGCGGCACUGAAGAGCCACAGUGGGAACAUAUCUUGCAUGGACUUUAGCAGCAACGGCAAGUACCUGGCCACCUGUGCCGAUGAUCGCACUGUCCGCAUCUGGAGCACCAAGGACUUCCUACAGCGGGAGCAUCGCAGCAUGAGAGCCAAUGUGGAACUGGACCAUGCCACCCUGGUGCGCUUCAGCCCUGACUGCAGAGCCUUCGUCGUGUGGCUGGCCAAUGGAGACACCCUCCGUGUCUUCAAGAUGAACAAACGAGAGGAUGGGGGCUACGCUUUCACAGCCACUCCAGAGGACUUCCCUAAAAGGCACAAGGCACCCAUCGUCAACAUUGGCAUUGCUGACACAGGGAAGUUCAUCAUGACUGCCUCUAGUGACACGACUGUCCUCAUCUGGAAUCUGAAACGUCAGGUGCUGUCUACCAUCAACACCAAUCAGAUGAACAAUACACAUGCUGCCAUAUCCCCUUGUAGCAGGUUUGUGGCCUCGUGUGGCUUUACGCCGGAUGUGAAAGUUUGGGAAGUCUGCUUUGGGAAAAAAGGGGACUUCCAGGAGGUUGUGCGAGCCUUUGAACUGAAGGGCCACUCUGCAGCUGUCCACUUCUUUGCUUUCUCCAAUGACUCCCGGAGGAUGGCCUCUGUCUCCAAGGAUGGUACGUGGAAAUUAUGGGACACAGAUGUGGAAUACAAGAAGCAGCAGGACCCCUACUUGCUGAGGACAGGCCACUGUGAAGAGGCGAGCACCAUGCCAUGCCGCCUGGCACUCUCCCCUGAUGCCCAUGUCUUGGCCUUGGCCAGUGGCAGCAAGAUUCGUCUCUAUAAUACCCGGCGGGGCGAGGAAGAGGAAUGCUUUGAGCAGGUCCAUGGAGAGUGUAUCAGUGACUUGUCCUUUGACAUCACUGGCCGGUUUUUGGCCUCCUGUGGGGACCGAGCAGUUCGGCUUUUCCACAACACCCCUGGCCACCGGGCUGUGGUGGAGGAAAUGCAGGGCCUCCUGAAGCGGGCCUCCAAUGAGAGCACCCGCCAGAGGCUGCAGCAGCAGCUGACCCAGGCCCAGGAAGUCCUGAAGAGCCUGGGGGCCUUGAAGAAAUGACUCUGGGAGGGGGUGGCAGGAAGGUUCUGGCUACCUGUUACCGCUGCUACUACCACUCUUCUUCCCAGGCACUCUCCAGCUAGAAUCCUUUGGAAAAGAGUAUUUUUAUUUUCCUAUUAGCAACCUCUCUCUUCUUUUUCCAAUUGAAACUAUACUUGCCUACU